CUUCCAUCCGCAAGAUGGCCAAGCGAUCAGGGGAGAGUCCGAUGGACUUUGAGUGGCAGUCCAGGGCGCCUGGGGACGUCACUUCACCCUUUUACCAACUGAGCAUGCAGCAUGAUAACGAGAAAAAGCGACCUCACAGCAUCUUCGAUUCGCCCGAAAAGAAAUCCAUGCCCGCCCUCCGCGAACCCAACUCGCAGCCCUUCCUUUUCUCGCAGCCCCAAACUCAAAACCCGCCCGGUACCCCCAAAUCCUCCUUCGGCCCAUCGGCCUUCAUGACCCCGCGCAAAUUCGACUUGGACUUCUCGUCAGGCCCCGAAAAUAUGUCAUCGCCCGAGAACGCAGACAACGAAGACACCCCCGAGCCGCCCUCGAAGACCGGAGCGCAUCGGAACUCCCUGUUCGGCAUGUACGGACGCUUUGCGCCGAGUCCCGGACGCGGAGAGAUCCCCCGACUCAACCAUUAUUCAAAUGCCCUGGCGCGACGAGUGCACAAAAGACGGCGGAGGGACAAGGCUCUAGGCCAACAACUGCGGGGUCAGGACAGCGACGAUGACAGUGACCGGCCCAGCAGCAGCGAGUCCAAGGUCGUCAGCGUUCAGAAGCAGCGGUCGGGGUCGGCAGCGGAACCGCGUCCCGCGGGGUCGCGCAUGUCAUUCUCGGACUUCUUUGCGUUGCUCGAGGCGCAUCCGCACGUCCCGAGCAUUUUGUCGUGGUGGGCGCAGCUGGUAGUUAACCUGUCGCUGUUCUCGCUCGCGGUCUACGUGGUGUUUGGGUUUGUGUCGGCCAUUCGGUCGGAAUUUGAGCAGGCUGCAGAGGAGGUGUCGGACACUAUACUAGCGGAGAUGGCCGUGUGUGCAAAGAGCUAUGUCGACAACAGAUGUUCCGGUGGUGACCGACUCCCGGCCUUGGAGACGGUGUGUGAGAACUGGGAGCGCUGCAUGAACCGCGACCCGGCAAAGGUGGGCCGGGCCAAGGUGUCUGCACACACAAUGGCGAUCAUCAUCAACAGCUUCAUCGACCCGAUCAGCUGGAAAGCCAUCUUAUUUUUCUUGGCUACGAUCUCGACCGUCACGGUCGUCAGCAACUGGUCGUUCCGUUCGUUCAGAAACCGCCUCCAUCAACACGAAUAUACGCACCAACCACCCAGCUUCUCCCGUCAGUCGUCGGCUCAGCACCACCCCGCGCUCGCCUCAUCUCAGAUGCAUUUCCAGGCCCCCUCGGGGUACGAAUAUCCCAACCAGGCGCCAGGCGCGGAUUUCGACCACAAAGACGCCCCGCCUUUGUUGCUCGAACAUUCGCAGACUCGGGAAUUUGGGACCGAGCGAAACCGGGAGCGAGCAAACCACAUGCGAACCCCUAGCCCGGUUAAGCGUACCAGGAACUUCUUCUGAAUGGUAAUUAUCGUUCCAAACGAAUCGAUGCAUUUCAAGGAGGACCCUGGCGUUAAUACUGUCUUAUCUGGUGUUAUUCAUCUUUACAUCCAUUUUCUUUUCUUCUACACUUUAUCUCCUUUUGCUUCUUGGAUUUUUCCCUCUUCAUCCCAUAUCAUUCCUAUUAAUUUUAUCUUUACACUGGGAUCGGCGCACCUUAAACCGGCAUGAUGCCGCGAUUUGCAUAAGAGGGGGAUAUCAUAGGUGUUAAUUUGUUGGACUUUGUACAUACUAGAGAAUCA
Messenger RNA from Aspergillus candidus, 1672 nucleotides. RefSeq names its product putative nuclear envelope protein Brr6. The transcript has 3 exons. The record is from RefSeq and is a predicted model, not a curated record. Gene Ontology annotation, cellular component: nuclear membrane; nuclear envelope. Lineage: Eukaryota; Fungi; Ascomycota; Eurotiomycetes; Eurotiales; Aspergillaceae. Gene Ontology annotation, biological process: nuclear envelope organization; lipid homeostasis. Bases 15 to 1391 code for a protein of 458 amino acids.